AUGGCCUGGUUCGCAUGUUACGAGGUCAACGGGGUACUAGUUACCACAUUGUUGGCUAUGGCUCCGCUCAUGAAUGAGCCGGACGAUGAGGUCGCACUACGCGUUCUUGGCGACGAUGUUGCCAAGAGACUUCGGAGUGCAGUUCGACCAGUGUCGCUUCAUCGUAGGAGACAACAGCUCGGUCAACCGUUUGCUAGCUACAAUCAUUCACCGAUUGCACCGAGCAGUGCAACAAUACCUCUUCAACACGAAGGUGACCUGGCAGCAGUUCAGGCAUUGAUGAUCAAGUUGAGGACGCUCACUCAGUCCACAAACCGUCGUCUUAUAACUGAGCUGCGAUCUGUAAUUCGUCAGGACACCCAAGAUGACGAUAUCAUGGAGGUCCUGACCUCGCCUGCGUCGAACAAGCGCCUCCGAGGCUUGUUUAAGGAGCUCAAGGACGUAGAAUUCGUCGCCAAGGCGCUUCAAGGUCGCGACGUGGAUUUGCAGGAUGUCCGACAGUGGUUUGACGAGCUUAUUGCUUUAAAAUCACAGUUCGAGACACAUAUCGGCUCUAGAGCUGAAAUCGUUCACAGCCCUGACUUUGAGUCAGGGUGUGUCCGUGUUCUGAGCGGCCGACAGGACCGCCUGACGCGUGCGGAGAAAACUGCCCUUGGUCCUUUCGCAAAGCUGGCCGUCGACGCAACGGCGAAAUCGGACGACGAAGAUCUUUCGUUUGUGGAAGGACUUCGCAAGGCCGCCGGAUUGCCGAACCCGCUGUGA
Phytophthora nicotianae INRA-310 is the source of this 762-nucleotide messenger RNA. RefSeq lists its product as hypothetical. The record is from RefSeq and is a predicted model, not a curated record. The coding region runs from base 1 to 762 and encodes 253 amino acids. Lineage: Eukaryota; Oomycota; Peronosporomycetes; Peronosporales; Peronosporaceae. The transcript is spliced from 5 exons.